AUGAGAAGCAGGCCUUCUAUUCCCGGUGCUAAGAUUGAUAUACCAACGCUCCGUUCCAGGCACUUCUCAUAUGAGGAGAAGACCCGGGCAAGUGCUAAGACACCUGCAUCGCUGGGUAAGGGGGAGAGAAAGGAAAUGAGAAUUGACAAGCCUGGCUUCAAUCAAGCCAAAAUGGAUGUCAUGGCAGUGGGCCAGACAUCAGCAGCCAUCAAGGCUGAACGCCCAUUUUCACGAGCCGAAUUCAAGUAUCGCAUCACUUUCGCCGAAGUGUCCGUUUCAUUUCCUCUACCAGAACGCCAGCGGUCCGAAUUUCAACUUACCGCACCAGAACAUGCCAAGGUCAAUGCAAUCAGUCCAUGA
Molecule: messenger RNA, 360 nt
Organism: Pseudocercospora fijiensis CIRAD86
Lineage: Eukaryota; Fungi; Ascomycota; Dothideomycetes; Mycosphaerellales; Mycosphaerellaceae
Exons: 3
Coding region: 1-360 (119 amino acids)
Source: RefSeq, a predicted model, not a curated record